This is a messenger RNA of Protobothrops mucrosquamatus (brown spotted pit viper), 3920 nucleotides long. It is a transcript of the gene DEGS2, whose product is annotated as delta 4-desaturase, sphingolipid 2. Gene Ontology annotation, cellular component: membrane. The transcript has 3 exons. The coding region runs from base 35 to 1006 and encodes 323 amino acids. Gene Ontology annotation, molecular function: sphingolipid delta-4 desaturase activity. The record is from RefSeq and is a predicted model, not a curated record. Gene Ontology annotation, biological process: ceramide biosynthetic process; sphinganine metabolic process. Lineage: Eukaryota; Metazoa; Chordata; Lepidosauria; Squamata; Viperidae.
CACCGGAGGCGAGCCUGCUUAGCGUGGUGCAGGGAUGGGCAACCGGGUCACCCGCAGGGAUUUCGAGUGGGUUUACACUGACCAGCCCCAUACGCAACGGAGAAAGGAGAUUUUGGCCAGAUAUCCAGCCAUCAAGUCUCUGAUGGGUUCAGAUCCCCAUUUGAAAUGGAUUGUGACAGGAAUGGUAUUCACUCAGCUUCUUGCCUGCUUCCUGAUAAGAAAUUUAGCAUGGAAGUGGGUUUUCUUCUGGGCUUAUGGUUUUGGGGGCUGCAUCAACCACUCCAUAACACUAGCAAUCCAUGAUAUCUCUCAUAAUGUUGCCUUUGGUAACAAGCAGGCUAGGUGGAAUAGGUGGUUUGCAGUCUUUGCCAACUUGCCUGUUGGAUUACCUUACUCUGCCUCUUUCAAGAAGUACCACAUUGAUCACCAUCGAUACCUUGGCGGAGAUACUUUGGAUGUGGACAUCCCUACUGAUUUUGAGGGCUGGUUCUUCUCUACUCCAUUUCGGAAACUAAUUUGGAUUGCCAUCCAGCCAUUUGUUUAUAGUUUGAGGCCACUAUAUGUCAACCCCAAAGCAAUUACUGAGAUGGAAAUAUUUAAUGCUUUGGUACAAUUCUCCGUUGACCUUACAAUCUAUUAUCUCUGGGGUUGGAAGCCUAUUGUUUAUUUAAUAGCAGGAACGAUCCUGGGCAUGGGUUUGCACCCUAUUUCUGGACAUUUCAUAGCAGAACAUUACAUGUUUUUGAAAGGAUAUGAAACAUAUUCAUACUAUGGACCCCUCAACUGGAUCACCUUUAAUGUUGGCUAUCAUAUGGAACAUCAUGAUUUUCCCAGCAUUCCCGGAUCUAGACUGCCAAUGGUAAAGAAAAUAGCAGCUGAAUAUUAUGACACCCUACCUCAGCAUCAGUCAUGGGUUCAUGUUCUCUGGGACUUUGUUUUUGAUGAUAACAUCGGUCCUUAUUCAAGGGUUAAAAGAAAGUGCAAAUUGGUUUCUGAAUCUUUCUAGAUACCAACUCCAGCUUUUCCUCUCUGAACUUCUGCACCUUGAAAAUCUUUCCUUUGCAAACAUGAAUUAUGCAUUUUAUGAGGUAUCUUAGGUAGAUGUAGCUGAUGUAUGUUUCUGAAUCCAAAGGCUUGCCUUAAAUCCAAAUAUGAAGAAAUAUUCAAAUGAGGCUAAUGAAAAACCUUUUCCUUUACUACUGUGCAGUACAAAACUCAGGGGCGGUCAGAGCAAGCAGGACCCUGAAUUUUCAGAUUUGGAAAGUAGAGAAAAGUGGCUAGCUCUGUAUAUUUUGUAUAGUUAAAGUAUAUGGCUAGGAAGUCUGCUAUUGCAUAAAAUAGACCUCUCUCCGUCUCUGUAGAUAGAUAGGGAAUUUUGCAAGUAGGGGAAGAUGGAAGAUCUCUGUGUAAUUAACUUUUAAGUAAUAUGCAAAUAUGUGGGAAUUCCUCAUCUCAUACUGUUGUGAUGGGCAAUGGUUCUGAGAGCUAUAAAGACUGGCUCAGGAAUUCUGGGAGUUGAAGUCCACAAGUCAUAAAAGGGCCAUUGUUCUCCAUCCUUGAUCUAGACAGAGAGGUUUGCCAAUGCACAUUAGCUGCAAUAAUUAAAUCAGACCUCCACACUGCUAUAAGCAGUUACAAAGUACCCAGCAGUGUAUAUUUAAAGUCAUUGAAUAGGUGGCAUCUCUGUUUAUGGCUUUAAGUUAUUUAAAGAAAAAGCCCAUAUGUACCUACUUAGAAGUAAUCUCAAUAGAAAUUAAUACAAUCAUCAAGGUAAAUAGGUUUAGGAUUAUAGCCUAAAAUUGAAUGCAACAAGUAUAUUCUUAAUACAGUUAUGUGCAAUUUGGAGAUAACACAGCCUGAUAGCAAUGAAUAUAGUCUGCGUGCUUCAGUGCUUGGUAUUCCUAAUUACAUAAAGGCCAGUAGUUAAUACUGGAAAGACCUCUGAUAAAAUGUUCCAAGCAGGGUGAAUGAUAUUGGUUUGGAUGGAAAAAUGGCAGACUAAUUUAUAAGGCAAAUUAUUUUUAUCUACCCGAUUCUCCUUUUUUCCUUUCUUUUUAGGCUACUACAAAUGUUAUUAGUUUCCAGAGGUGUUAAGCAUGUUAUUCUAUUGCAGCAAAAAAUCAACAAAAUCUGUGGUACCUUAAAGAUGAAUGUAUUUAUUAUCACAUAAGCUUUCAUGGACUACAGUCUGCUUCCUCAGAUGCAUGGUUCAUUAUUCUGAAAUUUAUAUUAUAUACUCUUGAUAUGACAACUCACCCCCCCCAAACAAACAAACAAAAAAUACAACCCCAGCAGUCACAUAGCUCCUGAAGUGUGAAAUUGGAGGUGCUUCCACAUUUUAAAAAACCAUUUUUUUCAAAGGAAACAAAAACUUUAUAAAAAAAACCUAGCCAGUGCCCCACUUAUUCUUAUCAAGUACCCCCCUCCUCACCCCCAUGUUGUACGUUAUUAAACAACAUGAGAUGCACAGUAUUAUUACUUCUUUCUAAUCAGCAAUGGAUAUUUUAUAGUCCAAGACAGGUAAAGAAAUCAUAUAUUCAGGACACAAAUGUUAGGCUUGGUCACUGACUUUCCCAUAAAUUGAAAGUCUGAGGAAACUUUUGAGGGUCCUGCUCAGGAGAAACUUCCAUAUAGUUUCAAGAGAAAACAGUUUCAAUGAUACUAGCAAAAUUUUUCAUGUGGGUUCCACAUAUCUCUAGUGGUUUGCUCAAGCCAACAUACAUUUCAAGCCUAAGCAAAGUAAAAUAGUUUGCUAUUAAUUUAUCACACAGUAUUUAUGACAAAAUAUUGGAUGAUGUGUUACGGGGAGAUCUAUUCAGUGCAAAUUUUGGGAGAAGAAUACUAGUAAUUCUGAAUAUAACCACUAUAUACAGAAGACAUGCUUAAAAAUGAUGAAAGACAAUUUGUCUUUGGAGUUGUUCUAUUCUCCAGUCUAGGUCCAGUGAUCUGAAGCCAUCAAUUUUGAAAAUUGAUAUAUUUCAUAUAAUAGCCAAGAGAUGUAAACAUGAAAACGUGAAUUUUCUAUUUCUCUAACUGUAUUUCUGGUAGCACCACCAGAGGUCCGAUAAAGACCUGGUUUACACAAUAUGGAAACCAUAAUAAAGUUUCCUUAAUUUGGUAUAACAUUUUGUGUGAAUUUGGACAACUCAAUAAACCAUGGCUUCAUUCAAUAUGUAAACAUAGUCAUAGCCAUUUCCUUUGGAAUGCCAUAGCUGCUCAAAAUUGCCAAGCUGGCCAUCCCUGUUGUUAAUAAGUAGAAAAGUAUAUAUUAUGAGCCCAAAUCUAUUGCAAGAAUGAACUGAAAGAAAAGCCAAUCAAUGCCAUAUAGACAAUGAACAAUUUAUUACCAGUAUGAGCACAGAUGCUGUGAUGCACCGAUGUACCGCUUUAAUAUUGUGAUAGCUUUGAGACCAGGAACUUCCUGGCUGACAGCUGGCGUCUUCUGGCCUCAACUACUGAUGCCAUUAAUUAGAUUCUGUUGGCAAAAAUGUUUUCAUUUACACUGCAGACUACCAGUAAAAUUAUUUUGAAGUCAUCUAAUAAAAGCAAAUGGAUCACAUGUUUCCUUACCUACAAUAUACUAAAAACAAAAAUGUCAUACAUUUAAAUAAGCAAAUACAAAAUACAAAAAGGCUGACCAAAUCUGAUGUGCAUUAUCAGAUGAAUUUUAAAAAUCCAGAUAAAUUUUUAAUAUUUUCCAUUUCAAAGAUUUUAAGACUUUAUUCUUUCUUUUUUAAAUGAAGCAAAUCCAAGGCAGUAGCAAGCUUCAAAGUCUGCUGAGUCUGCUAAUAAAAAGGAUUUUAAAAACAAAAGAUGCUGUCAGGUGUCCUCUUUCACCAUUCUGCAUGAUCUUGGUACACUUAGAAAUGAACCAUCACUCGUCAUGUCCCUUGCAAUUUCCAGAUGGUCUCAUGGCCAUU